This is a messenger RNA of Durio zibethinus, 1860 nucleotides long. RefSeq names its product zinc finger CCCH domain-containing protein 67-like. NCBI's taxonomy places the organism in Eukaryota, Viridiplantae, Streptophyta, Magnoliopsida, Malvales, Malvaceae. The record is from RefSeq and is a predicted model, not a curated record. Gene Ontology annotation, molecular function: metal ion binding; mRNA binding.
AAAACGUACAAAUACAAAAGAAAUACUGAAGCAACAUUUUCUUUGAAGUAUAAAUAUACGGAAGAAAUACGUAACGCUUUCUUAUUUUUCUUCGUUCUUACCUUAGUUGCCUUUCUGUUCACACUCGCUUUCACUUCCAUUUCCCAAUAGCAAAGACUUUAACCUUUUUAGUUUCUUCUCUUUUUUCUCCUUUUGCACAAUUUAGGGUUUUGAAAUGUGGAUUUACAAUGUCACAAUCUGAAGAGAUUCCUAUUUCCAAUUCUAUUCCCACCGGUUCCGCCCUUCACUUAGGGCUUCAUUCUACCGAUCCGGAUCCGGAUCCGGCUCCUAAUCCCGACGUCUCACCGUCUGAUCUCAAUCACUCGGCUGAGGAAAACGAGCACGGCGAAAGUAAUCUCGAGCAGCAGCUACAGAACCUAGAUUUGAACAAGGAAGAAGGAGAUGAGGAGGAAGAGGCUGAGAGGAAAGAUGACGUAGAGAGACAGAGAGACAAUGAUGCCGGCACUGAUGCCGCCGGAGACAGCGAGGAGGAGGAGGAUGAGAAAAGCGAGAAUGAGAAUGGUAGUGAAAACUUAAAGAUUAAUAAAGUAAGGAAGUCGCAUUAUCCGGUGAGACCGGAAGCAGAGGAUUGCGCUUAUUACAUGAAAACUGGACUUUGCAAAUUUGGAUCUAAUUGCAAGUUUAAUCAUCCUGUUCCAAGAAAGAAUCAGGUUGUUAAGGACAACGUCAAGGAAAAGGAUGAAUCAACAGAAAAACCAAGCCAGACAGAAUGCAAGUACUACCUAAGAACUGGUGGAUGUAAGUUUGGGAAGGCUUGUAGAUACAACCACUCAAGAGCAAAAUCUUCAGUGGGUCCAAUUUUAGAGCUUAACUUUCUAGGGCUGCCUAUCCGACAGGGAGAGAAAGAGUGCCCCUAUUACAUGCGUAAUGGUUCCUGCAAGUAUGGAGCCAACUGCAGGUUUAAUCAUCCUGAUCCUACCGCUGCUAGAGCUUGUGACCCAUCUUCAGGAUAUGGUAAUGGUGGAUCUGUUUCAUCGCAAGCUGCAUCACAAGUGCAUAUGACAUCCUGGUCAUCACCAAGGACAUUGAAUGAGAGUGCUGCCUAUAUGCCAAUUAUGUUUGCACCAACUCAAGGUGUUCCGCCUCCAAAUCCAGAAUGGAAUGGGUAUCAGACGACUGUAUAUCCCCCACCAGAAAGGGGCUUCCAUCCAACUCCAGCGUAUGUCAUGAGCAACCCAUCAACUGAAGCCACUGUCUAUACUCAUCAUCAGCCCCAGAUGGUGGUUGAUGAAUUCCCAGUACGGCCUGGCCAACCCGAGUGCAGUUACUUCAUGAAAACUGGGGACUGUAAGUUUAAAUCUAAUUGCAAAUAUCAUCAUCCAAAAGAUCGAGUUGCAAAGUCAGCCCCAUGUGCUUUCAGUGACAAGGGCUUGCCACUGAGACCUGAUCAAAGCAUCUGCUCACACUAUAGUCGCUAUGGUAUUUGCAAGUUCGGGCCAGCCUGUAAAUUUGACCAUUCAAUACAAGCAGAUCCUUCAACGGUGUCCGGACUAGAUCAGCCUCCAACAUUUAGCAAUUCUGCAGCUACAGAACAAGCUGGAAUUGCCGAAACUGAUGGCACUGAUACAGCAGUCCAGCACUAUGUGUAAAAAGGUUUUUUAUCCCCUAGCUCUUAGAUCUCACAUUAGCAAGGAUUCUAAAUUUUCCUUUUUAAAUUGGAAGUCUUUUCAAGUUUUUUUUUCCCUCGUUCCGUUGCCACAAGCUUUUUAGAUGAUGGCAUUAUAUAUAUUAUACAUAUGAUGUGUUUGUGUUGCUAGUGUUACAAGCUGAAAUCGAAAUCAGGAUAUGUAAAUUAUCUCA